GAUGAGCUUUCCAAGGUCCAAUUCCCUCUGUGCUCAUCCCACCCCGGCAGCCUCUGGAAUCUCAGCCCAGGAUCCCAUUCCCAGGCCGGGCUGAUCCCGGUGGGAGGCGCCCCAGGGAUUUGACUCCCGUUUUCCUGGGGUUUUCCCGGGCUUUGGGAACGUUUUCCCGAGGUUUUCCCGGGGUUUGGGAACGUUUUCCAAGGUUUUCCCGGGCUUUGGGAAUGUUUUCCCGGGGUUUUCCUGGUUUUUGGGAAUGUUUUCCUGGGGUUUGGAAAGGUUUUUCUUGGGGUUUGGGAAGAUUUUUCCGGGGUUUUCCUGUGGUCUGGGAAUGUUUUCCUGGGGUUUUGGGAAGGUUUUCCCGGGGUUUGGGAACGUUUUCCGAGGUUUCCCUGGGGUUUGGGAACAUUUUCCUGGGGUUUUCCCAGGGUUUGGGAAGGUUUUCCCAAGGUUUUCCCAGGUUUUGGAAACUUUUCCCGGGGUUUGGGAAGGUUUUUCCAGGGUUUUCCCGGGGUCUGGGAACAUUUUCCGAGGUUUUCCCAGGUUUUGGGAAUGUUUUCCAGGGGUUUGGGAACGUUUUCCCAGGUUUUCCCAGGCUUUGGGAAGAUUUUUCCAGGGUUUUCCUGGGCUUUGGGAACAUUUUCCGAGGUUUUCCUGGGGUUUGGGAACAUUUUCCAGGGUUUUCCUGGGUUUUGGGAAUGUUUUCCUGGGGUUUGGGAAGGUUUUUCCGGGGUUUUCCCGGGAUUUGGGAAGGUUUUCCCGGGGUCUGGGAACGUUUUCCGAGGUUUUCCUGGGUUUUGGGAAGGUUUUUCUUGGGGUUUGGAAAGUUUUUUCCAGGGUUUUCCCGGGAUUUGGGAAGGUUUUCCCAGGGUCUGGGAACGUUUUCUGAGGUCUUCCUGGGGUUUGGGAAUGUUUUCCCAGGGUUUGGGAAGGUUUUUCCUGGGGUUUGGGAAGAUUUUUCCAGGGUUUUCCCAGGGUUUGGGAAGGUUUUCUCGGGGUCUGGGAACGUUUUCUGAGGUUUUCCUGGGGUUUGGGAAUGUUUUCCCGGGGUUUGGGAAGGUUUUCCUGGGGUUUGGGAAGAUUUUUCCAGGGUUUUCCUGGUGUUUGGGAACGUUUCCCGAGGUUUUCCCAGGGUUUGGGAAGGUUUUCCCGGGGUUUGGAAAGGUUUUUCCUGGGGUUUGGGAAGAUUUUCCCAGGGUUUUCCCAGGGUUUGGGAAUGUUUUCCCAGGGUUUGGGAAGGUUUUCCCAGGGUUUGGGAAGGUUUUCCUGGGGUUUGGGAAUGUUUUCCUGGGGUUUGGGAAGGUUUUUCCCAGGGUUUGGGAAGGUUUUCCUGGUGUUUGAGAACAUUUCCCAAGGUUUUCCCAAGUUUUGGGAAGGUUUUCCCGAGGUUUUCCUGGGGUUUGGGAAGGUUUUUCCCAGGUGUUGGGAAUGUUUUCCCAGGGUUUGGGAACAUUUCCCAAGGUUUUCCCAGGGUUUGGGGAAUGUUUUCCCAGUGUCUGGGAACAUUUCCCAAGGUUUUCCCAGGGUUUGGGAAGGUUUUCCCGGGGUUUGGGAAGGUUUUCCUGGGGUUUGGGAAGAUUUUUCCGGGGUUUUGCCACUGUUUGGAAACAUUUCCCAAGGUUUUGGGAAGGUUUUCCCGAGGUUUUCCUGGGGUUUGGGAAGGUUUUUCCCAGGUUUUGGGAAUGUUUUCCCAGGGUUUGGGAACAUUUCCCAAGGUUUUCCCAGGGUUUUGGGAAUGUUUUCCCGGGGUUUUCGGGAGCAGAACGGCGGCAGAGGCGGCUCCGGUUCCCUGGGAAGCUCCGGAUCCCGGGAGGUGCCGAUUGCCGGGAGCGGCGGCGGGGCCGGAUCGGCCGGUUUGGGAUGUUUGUUUGGGAUCAACCAGUUUGGGAUGAACCAGUUUGGGAUGAACCAGUUUGGGAUGUUUGGGAUGUUUGGGAUGAGCUUUCCCGCCGUGCCGACUCCGGAGCCUCCGGAUCCGCCGGGAUCGGAGCGGCCCGGAUGGAACCCAGGGCUCUGCUCCCACUUUCCCGGUGGGAAUUCCCGGCAGAUCCUCCCCUGCCCCUUCUUCCAACCGGGACCCAAAAACCCUCCUGGAUUUUUGUGGGAUCCGAGCGAGGCUGGAAAAGCUCCGGAGCGGAUCCUCCAUCCCGGUGAUGGCACCUCGGGAUUGCUUUGGGAAUCCUGGGAGCCCCGGGAUGGAUCCAGGGGCUGCUCCCGCCUUCCCCUCCCCCUUCUCCCCGGCAUUCCCGGGGUUUUAUUCCCGGUUUUUCCUCCCUCUGCGUCUGUUUUUCCGUUGGGAAGGGGCUGGAAUUGUGUCCAGGACUGGAAUUGUCUCCAGGGCUACGAUGGGGCUGGAAUUGUCUCCAGGGUUGGGAAGGGGCUGGAAUUGUCUCCAGGGCUGGAAUUGUCUCCAGGGCUGGAAUUGUCUCCAGGGACGGAGCGGAUGACAGAGGAUGUGCUGGCCAUGUCCCUGUCCCAUUCCCUAUCCCAUUCCUGA
Molecule: messenger RNA, 2494 nt
Organism: Myiozetetes cayanensis
Lineage: Eukaryota; Metazoa; Chordata; Aves; Passeriformes; Tyrannidae
Product: collagen alpha-1(VIII) chain-like
Exons: 4
Coding region: 1034-2494 (486 amino acids)
Source: RefSeq, a predicted model, not a curated record